This is a messenger RNA of Juglans regia (Persian walnut), 1635 nucleotides long. Its product is annotated as protein FAR1-RELATED SEQUENCE 1-like. The record is from RefSeq and is a predicted model, not a curated record. The transcript has 3 exons. Gene Ontology annotation, molecular function: zinc ion binding. The coding region runs from base 1 to 1635 and encodes 544 amino acids. Lineage: Eukaryota; Viridiplantae; Streptophyta; Magnoliopsida; Fagales; Juglandaceae.
AUGGAGUUUAAUUCUUUUGAAGAAUUAAUGGAUUAUUAUAAGCAAUAUGCUAAGAAAUCAGGGUUUGGGGUAAUGAUAAGAAGGACUGAUAAGGGGGAUGAUGAGACUGUCCGAUAUGUCACGCUUGGUUGUGCCCGUGGUGGGAAGGCUAGGAAUAGGACGUUGAAUGUCGCCAGACCACGUCCAACGGGAAAAACAGAAUGUAAGGCAAAGAUUAAUGCCUUAAAAGUUGAUGGAAAGUUCCGGAUGACAACAGUUCAUAAUAUUCAUAACCAUGGCCUUAGUCCAAAUAAAUCUCACUUCUUUCGAUGUAAUAGAGAAGUGAGUGACUCUGUAAAAAGAGUCCUAGAUAUAAACGAUAUGGCUGGCAUCCGAAUGAAUAAGAGUUUCGGAUCUCUCGUCGUUGGCGCUGGUGGAUUCGAGAACCUUCCAUUUUUAGAGAAGGAUUGUCGUAAUUAUAUCGACAAGGCAAGACAUCUAAGGCUUGGGAAAGGUGGUGCUGAAGCGCUUCGAGAGUAUUUUUGUAAGAUGCAGUACAAAAAUCCUGGUUUCUUUGCACUGAUUGAUUUGGAUGAUGACGGGAGUGUAUGGAUGGUAUCGCUCCGAAAGCUAUUAUCACCGAUCAGGACAGCGAUGAAAAAUGCAAUUGCUAUUGUCUUUCCUAAAAGCCGACAUCGACUUUGUUUGUGGCAUAUUCUGAAAAAAGUUCCUGAGAAGCUGUCCUCUUAUGCUUCCUACAAAAGUGGGAUGAAGAAUGCAUUGAUGAAAUGUGUGUAUGAUACACAAACUGUUGAUGAGUUUGAGAAAUGUUGGGAUCAUUUUAUCACCUCUUACAAGUUGCAUGAGAAUGCCUGGCUUUCAAGUUUAUACACUGAGCGUGAGUAUUGGGUGCCAGCAUUCUUGAAGGACUGUUUUUGGGCUGGGAUGAGUACAACGCAACGCAGCGAGAGCAUGAAUGCUUUUUUCGAUGGCUAUGUUCAUGCAAAAACAAACUUGAAAGAAUUUGUCGAUCAGUUUGAUAGUGCAUUGAAAAAAAAAGAAGUUCAGAUGCAACUUACUGGCAUUAUCGAUUUGGAUCCAGAGUUACUUAAGAGGGAUGGUGCAGUAAAGACCUAUCUGGUAGAGGACAAAGUUCGGGUUGAAGAGUUCACUAAGUCUGUUACGUUUUCUGUGGACUUUAGUGAGGAAAAUGCAGAUGCUAAGUGUUCGUGUGGUUUAUUCCAUAUGAGGGGUAUAUUGUGCAGGCACAUUCUCGCUGUAUUUAAAUGUAACGGGAUAAAAUCCCUGCCAGAGAAGUACAUUUUAGACCGAUGGAGGAAGGAUAUCAAAAGGAGAUACAUGUUAAUCGAUACCAGCUAUGACGCAGGGGAUCAACGGCCAGAUGCUUCCAGAUAUUCAAGUCUAUUAAAAAUCUGUUAUCAAAUGAUUACUCAUGCAGCGGGUUCAAAAAAACAUUCUGAGGAUGCCACACAUAAGUUACACGCCAUGAUUGAAUUAUAUACUGAGAAUCAAGAACCCCCAUUGAUUUCCCUCACUGGUUCGAAUGUUGGUUGUACUCAAAAUGACACAGGCACAGUGGGUAGCUCAAAACAAGUACUCAGUCCAUUAGUUGUCAGAGGGAAAGGCAGACCCUGA